AUGAUGAACAGGACGAAUGAAACAAUCUCAGGAGAAAAUGCGUCGGAUGAUGCAAUAGUUUGCUAUCUACCAGCAAUGAUCACAACAUUUAGUGUUUGGAGAGGAGAUAAUCCUUUGAACUACACCCUCCCUCUUUUCGUCGUCCAAUUAAUUCUAGUUAUUGCCGCCACUCGUCUCUUCGUCUUCCUCCUCAAACCUUUUCGCCAACCUCGUGUUGUUGCAGAAAUCUUGGGUGGAUUGCUACUAGGUCCCUCGUUUCUUGAACAAAAUGAGACAUUUGGAAAAGCGAUAUUCCCUCUAAGCAGUGUGUUGAUAGUAGAAACAAUGGCCAACGUAGGCUUAACUUAUCUCCUUUUCUUAGUCGGCCUAGAGAUGGACAUUUCAGCCAUAGAACGCACUGGAAAAAAGGCCUUAUUUAUUGCUAUUUCUGGCAUGGUCUUGCCCUUCAUUGUUGGGGCGUGCUUCUUCUUCUUCCACAACCAUAACCCAAUUAUGAACCAUGGAACCAACAUUCUCUUCCUUGGUGUUGCCCUCUCCGCCACCGCCUUCCCGGUGCUUGCCCUGAUCCUCGCCGACUUUAAGCUUCUCAACACCGACCUAGGGCGGCUUGCCCAAUCAACUGCCCUUAUAAAUGAUGUUUGUGCCUGGAUCCUCCUUGUUCUUGCCAUUGCCCUCGCCGGAUCCAACAAAGCUAGUAACCCAUGGGCUUGCCUCUGGGUGAUCCUCUCAAGCAUGGCUUACGUUGUUAUGUGUUUCUACGUUGUCAGACCAGCAAUGUCAUGGUUCUUAAGUGGAACCCUAGAUGUAGAAUCCUUCACUGACUCCCAGAUAUGUGUGAUUGUGACUGGUGUUAUGGUUUCAAGCUUCAUCACAGAUGCGAUGGGGACACAUGCCAUUUUAGGAGCUUAUCUCUAUGGUUUAGCAAUUCCAAGUGGAACUAUCGGAGUUACAAUUAUAGAGAAGCUUGAGGACUUUGUGUCAGGCCUCCUUUUGCCUCUGUAUUUCGCCAUUAGUGGCCUUAAGACUAACAUCACAGCAAUCCAUGGAAUCACCAAAUGGGCUGGUUGCUUACUGGUUAUUCCUCUCGCUUGUGCCGGCAAAGUCUUGGGUACCGUCCUUGUUUCUCUCUUCUUCCACAUUCCAGCUCGUGAUGGUGUCAUUCUUGGCCUUCUCAUGAACACUAAAGGCGUCAUCGAAAUCACUGUGCUUAACAUCGCAAAGGAGCUAAAGGUGAUGGGGGAUGAAUCAUUUGCGAUGGUGGUGAUUGCUACUGUGGUGAUGACAGGUCUUAUUGCACCCUUUGUUACAGUAACUUAUAAGCCGACAAGGAGGUUCAUUCCUAUCAAGAAGAGAACAAUCCUGGGUUUAAGACAUGACGCAGAACGAAAGUUCAUGGUAUGUGUUCACAAUCCCAGAAAUGUUCCGUCAAUGCUCAACCUUCUUGAAGCUUCCCAUCCCACCAAGAAAUCUCCUCUCUCUAUCCACGCCCUCCACCUCGUCGAACUCACCGGUCGGAUCUCCGCCAUGCUCGCUGUCUGGGCCACUAGUGAGUCCGGCCACCGCCACGUCGGCGUCAGUGGAACACCAGAGUCCGACCACAUCGUCAAUUCCUUUGAGAACUUUGAGGAAAAUAUCGACAACGUAUCCAUCAAUUAUUUGACAGCGGCGUCCCCAUACUCCACAAUGCAUCAAGAUAUAUGCAGUUUGGCAGAAGACAAAGGGGCUUGCGUCAUCCUCAUCCCUUUCCACAAACAACAAGCCGUAGAUGGAGAAAUGGAAGAGACCAACCCAGCCUUGAGAAUGGUGAACCAGAAGCUUCUGGAACAUUCUCCUUGCUCCAUAGGAAUCCUCGUCGACAGGGGCUUCAAUUCUUCCUCCAGAUUAAGCUCAAACCAUUUAGCUUGCGCUUUUCUUCACGUCGCCGUCUUGUUCUUUGGGGGGCCACAUGACAGAGAAGCCCUAGCUUACGCUCUGUGGAUGUCAAAGCAGCCCGGGACUUUUCUCACGGUGACCCACUUCAUCGCCGGCCCCGCCACCAUCAUAAAACCACCGUCCGACGAUGAGGACGAGUUAAACAUACACAGUGGGAAGGAGAAAGAGAAGAACGAAGAGUACAUGAGUUAUUUCAGAAAGAAAACCGGAAACAUGGAAUCAGUGGUUUAUGUGGAGAAAGUUGUGAACAAUGGAGAAGAGACAGUUUCAGCGUUAGGGGCGAUGAAGAACGGGUUUAAUCUGCUGAUAGUGGGGAGAGAUCAAGGGGUUUCUCCAUUAACAGAUGGGCUAAUAGAUUGGAGCGAGUAUCCAGAGUUAGGCGCCAUAGGAGACUUAUUAGCUUCGUCUGAUUUUGGAACAACGGCUUCAGUUUUGGUGAUGCAGCAAUACGUAAUAGAAGAAGGCGAGAGUAAUGCCAGUGAUUAA
Neltuma alba is the source of this 2418-nucleotide messenger RNA. RefSeq names its product cation/H(+) antiporter 15-like. The record is from RefSeq and is a predicted model, not a curated record. NCBI's taxonomy places the organism in Eukaryota, Viridiplantae, Streptophyta, Magnoliopsida, Fabales, Fabaceae. Gene Ontology annotation, cellular component: endomembrane system; membrane. Bases 1 to 2418 code for a protein of 805 amino acids. The transcript is spliced from 3 exons. Gene Ontology annotation, molecular function: antiporter activity. Gene Ontology annotation, biological process: proton transmembrane transport; regulation of pH.